Orbilia oligospora ATCC 24927 is the source of this 828-nucleotide messenger RNA. RefSeq lists its product as uncharacterized. The coding region runs from base 1 to 828 and encodes 275 amino acids. The transcript has a single exon. Lineage: Eukaryota; Fungi; Ascomycota; Orbiliomycetes; Orbiliales; Orbiliaceae. The record is from RefSeq and is a predicted model, not a curated record.
AUGUUCACUUCUCUUCGCUUUCUAUGUUUCGGAAACACGCCGCUCCCCUCUUUGAACUCUUCUAGAUCUCCACAAAGAACUCCAUCUCUAGGAAGCUCAAGCACAUCAUCUCUAUCACCUAUCGAGGAAGAACUCGCUACCCCAUCUACUCCAGAAUCAAACGAUAGUGGACUUACUCUAAGUUCAAGCAUCGGACCAUACCCAAUCCCAUCGUCUUUGAUGAGAGAAGUAGAAUCAAUCAGAUCUCACAUUUUACAACAAAAGAGUCGUCAUCAGAAUCAACCUAGUCGACGACAUAAGCAAAAGAACCGGCGUCAGAGGCUUCAAGAAGUUGCAAUAAAGCAAUCCAUUGCCUCCUCUAUCCGUGAAAAAGCAAAGCCUAUAGCUACUCCGACUUGUUACUACGAUGUUUCCAGCCCUUAUGCUGAGGACACAAGCGUAUUCGAGUUGAAUCCCGCAGGAGAGAAAAAUACAAACGAAGAAGAAGAAUUUGGUAUUGCAUCUCAGCAUGACUGGGAUGAGAUGAUAAACCCACAUUACAACUAUCUCGGUGCGCAAGAACAGAUAUGGGAUGGUGACCUCGAUUCUAGUGCAUACUGGGGACUAGAUGAUUUGAUAUCUCAAGGGUAUUUCGAGACAUACGAUAACAGUUCGGUUGUCUGCCACCCAAAACAAGAUGCCAAUACAGAUGAAUCUUACUCGAUAUCUAAGGCGUUGACGAUAAGUCGGAAUGUUAAGCAGCCGAAUGGCGAUACGGGGUGGUGGUUGGUGAAACACGUAGAUCCAAGGGCUCUAUCCAAACUUGGAAGUGAUUGUGUUAUUCUAUAA